Molecule: messenger RNA, 447 nt
Organism: Lodderomyces jiufengensis
Lineage: Eukaryota; Fungi; Ascomycota; Pichiomycetes; Serinales; Debaryomycetaceae
Gene: KRE1
Product: Kre1p
Exons: 1
Coding region: 1-447 (148 amino acids)
Biological process (GO): fungal-type cell wall organization
Source: RefSeq, a predicted model, not a curated record
AUGAUUUUCAAAUUACAAUAUAUACUCACAUUCAUAUUUUCAUUCAUAAUUUCAUUUUCAAUAGCUGAUACUACUGAAACUACAGCAGCAACCACAAUAACUUCAGUAUCACCAACAUUAGUUUGGGUAACGGGGACUGAUUCAUUAGGUGUAACACAAACAACUCAAUCAACAUAUUAUCAAUCAUUUAUAACCACAUAUACUGAAAAUCAAGAACUGGUAUCGAGUGGAGCAAUUGGAUUAGGUAGUUUAACUAGUGGUAGUCAUAAAAUUGGAGAUAUAAGAAGUUAUGAUAUGAUAACAAUAAGUCAAGGUUCUGGCUCAAAUUUAAAAGCAUUAUCAUUUAAUUACUUUGGUGAUCAAAAACAAGAAUUUGGGUUGUCAUUUUUUACAAAAUUCUUGACUUUAAGUUUUGUAUUUAUUGUCUCAUCAAUUUUGUUCAUUUAG